Messenger RNA from Alternaria burnsii, 1362 nucleotides. RefSeq lists its product as uncharacterized. The coding region runs from base 1 to 1362 and encodes 453 amino acids. The record is from RefSeq and is a predicted model, not a curated record. Gene Ontology annotation, biological process: positive regulation of mitochondrial translation. Lineage: Eukaryota; Fungi; Ascomycota; Dothideomycetes; Pleosporales; Pleosporaceae. The transcript has a single exon.
AUGACGGCUUACCAACACUACGUGUCUCAUGCCUUGACACGCUGUCUUGCCGCGCGCCUUCCGCUAAACACUCUACCCUUGUUGCGCACCCCCGCAGGCCGACUAUUCUCGACAACUAGCAAAUAUGCGAAAAAGGUCGACUUCGGCCAAAAGCUGGAGGACCUGGUCUCGAAAGAAGAGGCAGUAAAGGAGACGCAGCAAAAUGCGAAUCGCAAGGGCGCCCGAAAGAAUGCUGGCAAGACGUCGUUGCGGAGUGUUGCGGUUGAGGCACAGAGAUCGCGGGCUUUCGUAAAGUCAAGAGGAAGAACACGCUUCAUAGAUCCAGACGCUGAAACCAAAACGGUGACUGCAUACUGUGCGGCUGAAACCUACGACAUUACCGCUGCCGCUCGGCUUGUCAAAGCCCAAGGCUAUGAGCUCGAUCCCUUCCAGACCGGCUUAUACCCGCAAGUCAUACAUAUUCAGACUUCCGAACGACCGUCAGAGGUCAAGGAUUUCCAACAAGGCGACAUAUUCAUCUUUCCCUCUGGCACGGUAGUGGCAUGGAAUGUCCGGGAAAGAGAAGCACUGAAGCUGGUCAACCAAGUGCUACCAGCAGCAGCUGAAGGCUCACAUCUCGAAUUGCUCGAAACUGAAGACCUGGACUACCUCGAAGACCCCAGCAAAGAAACCAGCGAAGUAGUCGGCGACACCAUCGUCCUCGGCACAAAAGCAGAGCCAGUAUCUGACAACCCAACGUCAUCUCAACCCGAUGAGUCUACCAACCCCACCGACCAGCGUCACGAAGUAGACACUGUCUUGGCAAAAAUAGCUUUCUCCUCUGGUCUCGCUCGUAGCACCAAGCUUGCCGUUCUAGAAACUCUGCUGUCAGCCUACCAAAACUCAACCCGCGAUAUCCCCGCCAUGCUUGCCUCUUCCAAAACCAUCUCUCAUCGCCGCAGCGCCCCCUUUACACGCUCCUUCAUCCUACGCAAAACUGGCGAACUGUUGUCUCUCCGUGCUCAGCUAAACCUUUACUCGGAGCUGACCGACAGCAUGCCCGACAUCUUCUGGGAUUCGCGACACGAGCUGGGCUUGGGCGAGUACUACGAUCAAGUUGGACGCGCCCUGGAUGUUGGGGUACGAAUCAAAGUGCUCAAUGAAAAGAUUGGUUUUGCUCAGGAAAUUGCUAGCGUGUUGAGAGAGCAGUUGAGUGAGAAACACGGGUUGAGACUCGAAUGGGCGAUUAUCGCACUCAUUGCUGUAGAAGUAGUGCUUGAGUUCUAUCGGCAUUGGGACGAGCGCAGGGGUAAGGAUGAUCCGGACAGUACUGAAGCGUUACUGAGGAGUCAUUUGGAAAGGUUAGCGGAAACGAAGCUUUGA